Megalops cyprinoides (Indo-Pacific tarpon) is the source of this 966-nucleotide messenger RNA. Its product is annotated as olfactory receptor class A-like protein 1. Lineage: Eukaryota; Metazoa; Chordata; Actinopteri; Elopiformes; Megalopidae. The coding region runs from base 1 to 966 and encodes 321 amino acids. Gene Ontology annotation, biological process: G protein-coupled receptor signaling pathway. The transcript has a single exon. Gene Ontology annotation, cellular component: membrane. Gene Ontology annotation, molecular function: pheromone receptor activity. The record is from RefSeq and is a predicted model, not a curated record.
AUGGAUCUGUGUGUCACCAUCAAAGGGGUGUCCUUCCUGCUGCAGACAGGGCUGGGAAUUCUGGGUAACGUUCUGGUGCUGCUGGCGUACGUGGCGAUCGUGUUGGCGGAGCACCGGCUGCAGCCGGUGGACGCCAUCCUGUGCCACCUGGCCUUCGCCAACCUGCUGCUGCUGCUGACCCGCUGCGUACCGCAGACCAUGACCGUCUUCGGCCUGCGCAACCUGCUGGACGACCCCGGCUGCAAGGUGGUCAUCUACAGCUACCGCAUCGCGCGCGCCCUGUCCGUCUGCGUCACCUGCAUGCUGAGCGUGUUCCAGGCGGUGACGCUGGCCCCCGCCGCAGGGCCACGCUGGAUCAGGCUGAAGGUUCGCCUGCCCGCCCUGGUGCUGCCCACCUUCGCCGCGCUGUGGUUCAUCAACAUGGCGGUGUGCAUCGCCGCCCCAUUCUUCUCCAUUGCCCCGCGGAACGGCUCCGUCCCCGCCUUCACCCUCAACCUGGGCUUCUGCCACGUCGACUUCCGUGACAAUCUGUCCUACGUCAUCAACGGCGUGGCGGUGUCCGUGCGCGACUUCGCCUUCGUGGGCCUCAUGCUUUUCUCCAGCGGGUACAUCCUGCUGCUGCUGCACCGGCACAGCCGGCGGGCGCGGGCCAUCCGCAGCUCCGGCCGGCGGGCGGGGGGCGACCGCGCCGAAACGCGCGCCGCCAGGACCGUCGUCACCCUCGUCAUCCUCUAUGCCGUCUUCUUUGGCAUCGACAACGUCAUCUGGAUCUACAUGCUGACCGUGGCCAAGGUGUCCCCCGUGGUGGCUGACAUGAGGGUGUUCUUCUCCUCCUGCUAUGCCUCCCUCAGCCCCUUCCUCAUCCUCACCUCCAACACCAAGAUCAAGGCCAGGAUGGUCUGUGCCUCGGCCGACAGCCCGGACCAGCCGUCCGCAGACACAGAGGACUCCAACGACAAGGUGUGA